Molecule: messenger RNA, 679 nt
Organism: Neltuma alba
Lineage: Eukaryota; Viridiplantae; Streptophyta; Magnoliopsida; Fabales; Fabaceae
Exons: 2
Source: RefSeq, a predicted model, not a curated record
UCUCUCUCAAAUUCUGUUGAAGACAAAGCAAAAUGUUUACUCAACAAACUCAAAGGCAAAUCAAAGAAGGAGAUAGGAGAUAUUCUGAGAGAGAACAAUAUACCAGGAGGAGUGUUUCCCAGCAACAUAAAGUGUUACGAGUACGAGGAAUCAAAGGGGAAGCUGACAGUGCAUCUUCCCUAUCCAUGUGAGGUGUGUUUCAAGGACUCAUCCCUUCUCAGGUACUCCACACGUGUGAAGGCCACCUUGUCGAGGGGCAAACUCACCGUUCUGGAGGGCAUGAAGACGAAGCGUCUGGUUUGGGUGAAGGUGUCAAGUGUGAGCGUUGAAAGCUACAAGUCUGACAAAGUUUGCUUCACAGCUUCUGGUGUGAAGAUAAGCAGACCCAGAGACGCCUAUGACUUGCCUCGUCCAGCCAUUCAAGUCCAUGACUUUUGACUCCCUUUCAAUAAUAGUCUCACUCUAAUCUCUCUGUUUCCUUUCAAUCUUGUCCCUAUUACCAUAUUAAUAACCUGCCUAGCAUGAUCUCUUCGAACUUAACUUAUUAGUAUUUGCUGAUGCCAUAUAUCGUGGGAGGUUUGAGGUUGGUUUUUACAUUUUUAUGCACUGUUAUGCUUAGACAGGAAUUUGGUUAGUCCUUUUCAGCUCUUAACUACAAUAUGUGAGUCCUAUUUGAGGA